CUCGAAUAUAUAAACCACAGAUCCACUCGGAGAGCCGUAGGGUUAGGGUUUCCUCUUCGUUGGCCGAUCGGUUCCUCGACAGAGAUCCAUUCAAUGGCGGACGAGACGAGAUCAAGUGGCACCGUCCGUUGGUUCGACGACAACAAGUGCUUCGGCUUCAUCAAGCCCGACGACGGCGGCGAGGAUCUGUUCGUCCAUCAGUCCGCCAUCAAAUCCGAAGGCUUUCGCACCCUCCACGAGGGCCAGGCCGUCGAGUUCGUUAUCAUCUCCGAGAACAACCGCACCAAGGCCGUCGACGUCACCGGUCCCAACGGAUCUCCCCUCGAGAAGGUCCAAAACGACGGCCACGACCACCGUUUCGGCGAUCACGGCUUUCGUAGCGGAGGCGGAGGCGGAGGCGGAGGGUGUUAUAACUGCGGGGAGAGUGGUCACUUGGCGAGGGAUUGUCGUAGCCAGAUGACGUCGCGUGACCGCAGCGGCGGUUAUGGAUUUCGUAGCGGCGGCGGCGGUUUUGGGCUUCGUAGCGGCGGCGGCGGCGGCGGCGGGGGUGGUUGUUAUAACUGUGGAGAGAGUGGGCACUUGGCGAGGGACUGUCGGAGCCAGGUGACGUCACGUGACCUUGGCGGCGGCGGCGGUUGUUAUAACUGUGGAGAGAGUGGGCACUUGGCGAGGGACUGUCGGAGCCAAGUGACGUCACGUGACGUUGGCGGUGGAGGAGGUGGCUGUUUUAACUGCGGCGAGUAUGGACAUGUGGCGAGAGAGUGCGGUCGCAGCCGCGGUGGUGGCAGUUCGGGUGGUGGCGGAGGGGCGUGUUUUAAUUGUGGUGGACAGGGGCACUUUUCGAGGGAGUGCCCCAGCAGCGGGGGUGGCGGUGGAAGGUUUGGCGGCGGCGGUGGCGGCUUUGGGAGGUUUGGAAGUGGCGUUGGCGGCGGCAGCGGUGGUGGUGGAAGUAACUGCUUCAAUUGUGGGGAGCAAGGGCAUUUCGCUAGGGAAUGUCCUAGCGGUUCAGCUGCUUGACUUGAUUUCUGAUUGAGGUUUUCAAAAAAGGGUAUAAUCGUAUUGAUUGAUAACUUGUUCUUAUAUCUCCUUUCAGUGUUUUCUCUGGUGGGUUAUACACAGGAUCCUCUUUUUAGGUAGCCUCUGGUUUUGGUUGCGAAUUUUUCAAUUGAGAUACAUAUAUAGGUGGUGGUUUGGUAACUGAUCUACGUUUUGUGUUUCGUUUUUGGAGUGGAUGAACGUGGGGUUAUUUGGUAUUUAGUGAAUUUGCUUCAAGUGUUUAUGUAAAUGAAUUUGGCUGAUCUGAUGGUUUAAUGCUUGCAUGAAUCUUUAAAUGAGAUUCAGUUU
Messenger RNA from Rhododendron vialii, 1344 nucleotides. Its product is annotated as cold shock domain-containing protein 3-like. Lineage: Eukaryota; Viridiplantae; Streptophyta; Magnoliopsida; Ericales; Ericaceae. Gene Ontology annotation, molecular function: nucleic acid binding; zinc ion binding. The record is from RefSeq and is a predicted model, not a curated record. The coding region runs from base 94 to 1017 and encodes 307 amino acids. The transcript has a single exon.